AGGAAAUUUCAGUGUGUAAAAAUAUAGUCGCCUUUCAUUGUUCUUUUCCAGGUGUUACAUUGUGUAACAUUGCAUGAUGGCAGACAGAAAGCAACCCGUCAAGGCCGUUUCCCGUAAACGUGGCUCAGAUAAGACGAGACGUUUUCCGCACUUGAAGCCCCUCUCCGUCUAUUCUCACAUGGUCUUCUCCAAAGCCACCACUUCCUGUUCGUCAGAUCCGUCCUGGAGUCCUGACGCUCCUUCCUGGAACUUGAAAGUUGAGUUCAGUAACAGCAGGGCAUCUGUAGGACGCAAGAGGCGACUGGAUGAUCUGUGCCCUGAUGAUGCGUACAAUAACCCUCAGAAAAAACCCCGCCUUGACGGACGCUCUUCUCCAGAUUUAGAUUCCUUCGAUACUUUCCGUCAAGUGAAGCUGGUCUCCACGCAAUCCAGCUCCGUAGUCCUUGAUCGGAUUAGGAGAGUUGAAGAAACUCUGUCUGAUCAGAAACCGUUAGGCGUGGGCUGGAUUGAUGGUAGUGAUAAAACUGAUGGUCAGAGCAGCGUGUUACUUCCUGUUGUUCACGCAAGCAGCCCGGGGAUUGUAAACACGGAAGACCGUGCAGAUGCUAUUGCGUUCAAUUAUGACGCGGAUGAGAUCAUGUGUCUAAGUCCGAUUGACGGUGCCUAUGUCAGUGCUGAUGGUCUAGAGGAUUUCGUUCACUCUUUUAAUGAAGAGCAGUUUCCGGCUGAGGAAAGCCGAGCGAAACAAGGGAAGGUGGAGUACUCACUUGGCAAAGACGCACAAACCGGAAGCGAUGAGGGUUAUUUUACAAAAUCAUUUUUCACACCUGACCCAAAGGAAACAAAGGACAAAACAGAAAGCCAGAUCAACAAAAGCGAGGAGUUUUCUUUUGUAAAAUCGUAUAAAAUCACUGUCCCGAAUUUGUCAAAUGACAAAACACCACCCGUGUCCUUCCCAAUCAUGUCCACCCCAUUGGACAAAUUUAGGAAGCUUGUUAAGCGAGCCCCAAUAUUAAGUCCUAAGCUAAACCUGGAGAAAGAGAGCUGGUCCUCACCUAUAAAAGUUUGCAAGCCUGUAAAAGAGCCCUCUGCCAUUUCUUUAAGUGCAGAAACAGAAGCAUUUCCCAUAAUCCCCUUGUUGAAUGUUAAUGAGGGUAACGGAGGUGUGGCGAUCCACAAGUCGUUAGCAUGCCACCAUCAGGAGACGCACACUGCUACCCAGGUGAAGGAGGAAGAGGAUGUGCUGUCGGUCAGUCAGCAGCAGGCUGCCUCCGAGAUUCAGGUGAUGUUCAGCGAGGAAGCAGACACAGAAGACAGCUUCAAUAGCACGCUGCCUCUCCAGGUCCAGGUGAAGUCAAAGGUGGUUUUGCCCAACAAACAGCGACCAGAGGCAGUCAAAGAACCAACACACCAACAUCCAGAGAAAGCAGCAUCUGAGGGCCAAAGAAAUGUCUUCAGAGAUGUCCCAAGACCAGUGAUCUUAUACAGAGAGCAGGACUGGGAGAAAGAGAAGAAGGCGUACGUCGACUCCGUGACGAGACACAUAGCCGAUAACGUGGAAGAUGGAGCAAUGACUGAGCUUUUGCAUCUCAUGAACACCGUGGCCAAUCAGGGUGGAGUAAGUGAUGGGAGAAAGUGGCAGCACCCGUCUGACCUCACACGCAGAAACUACCGGUUGCGUAAGAGCAGCCGUUUGCUCUCGCUGGAUGAAUGGCAGAACCUGAACUACCGUAACCAUCGCCGCUUUGCUAAAGUGCCUCAGACGUUCAAGCGAAGCCCCGUGCUCUAAUACUUUCCAGCAAAGCAAACGUCGCACCCUCCCCAGCCCAAAAUGCUCUGGUUUUCCCCUCUGUGUUAAUGACACUGAACUCAAGACCCAGUUGGUGCCUCUUGCACUUCUCUUUGUGUGUUUGGAAAAAAAUAUGUUGUUUUGGACUAUUUUGUGUGUGUGUAUGUUAGAUUUUAGAUGUUUGUGUUUUGGCACUGGUGCAACAAAUUCGCAGCAUGUUUGUCAUAAGAAAUGAAGUGAUUUCUUAUUCUUUGACUUCUCUCCCUUUCUUCAAGCAUUUGGAUUGUGGGGUUGUGAUUUUCUUUUAACUAUCUCUUUCUCUCUCUCUCUCUCUCUCUCUCUCUCUCUCUCUCUGUAUAUUACACAUGUAGUUGUGAAUUUUAUCUAAGGUGAUUUUUAUCCCCGUCUUCUAAAGUACAUACCUCUAACAGCCACUUAUAGAUUUUUGUCACUUGAGCCCCGAAUGCACAAACACUGCCUAGAACCUGCACUCUUGUGCUUGUGUGUGCCUUUGGACUUGGAUCUGUCCCGUCUUUUAUUUUCCGUGGGUUCCUGAUUUUUUUGUGUACAGUUUUGCAGGUAUGUUUUUUUGUGUGUGUUUUCACAGUUUUAGGCACUUUUUGUAGCAUGUGUUUGGUUUCAAAGGAAAAUUAAAUGAUGGAAAAUCCUCCUCAGCUUGUUGUCUCAGUGACCGGGUCACAUGGGUCUACAGUUUCGUACAUGGGAGUUCGUUUAUUACGCUAUGGUCAGUUUCUCCGAGGGCGAGAAAACAUUUUGGCUAACAAAACUUUCAGUAAAUGCUUUAUCCUGAUAGAACCAACUAUCUUAGCAAACAUUGCCAAAUAAAUAACUCCCGAAAAUGGUCGGAUUCCUUUGGAACCAAGCAGAAGUGGGAUUCGAUAUAGAAAACAGUCCCUUGCACACUUGUAGCCUGGAGCCAUGAGUCAGGUGCUAGAGUGGUUGAUGAAAUAAGAUUUGAACAACAGUCAGAUAUACAAUAUAUGGGCAAAAGUAUGUGGACACCAGACCAUUCUUCCACCAAACUGUUGCCUGUAUAGGAUGUCUUUGUAUGCAGUGGCAUUAUAGUUUCCUCUCCAUGGAUCCAAAAGUCCUAAACCGGUUUCAGCAUGUGGAAGAUGGUCAAAGAGGACGGACAUCAACCCCACUGAACUUUGGGAUUAACAGGAACACCAAGACUUCCUCCUCACAUGACGUACAUGCCUGACCUCAUUAACGCUGUGCACAAAUCCUCACAUGAACACAAAUACCCAGAAUGGUGGAGGCGA
This is a messenger RNA of Hemibagrus wyckioides, 3075 nucleotides long. Its product is annotated as S100P-binding protein-like. The transcript is spliced from 5 exons. Lineage: Eukaryota; Metazoa; Chordata; Actinopteri; Siluriformes; Bagridae. Gene Ontology annotation, molecular function: calcium-dependent protein binding. Bases 74 to 1789 code for a protein of 571 amino acids. The record is from RefSeq and is a predicted model, not a curated record.